AAUAAAAUUAACAAGCACAUGAUACUAAUGAGCAAAAUUAUUUAGCAAGCAGGCCUAUGUAUAUGUUAUGUUAUGUGAGAAACUAACUCAAAAGUGUCAAGUGCACGAGUUGGGCCUUACAUUUUUGAGCUAAAGUUAGGUUCAUAAAAUAAAAUAGAUAAAAGGUCUGUACAGCGUCUUGAGCCCACGUAAGGAGUAAGUGAACUACCCUUUGAUUCCAUGAAUUGUGUUGUCACGUGUGCAACACCGUCUCUUUGAAGCCUCACUGCAUCUGAUACCCCGAAGUACCCCAUUUGUGGGUCCCUCGCUGUAAGCACAGUAGCUGUUGUGAGGGGGGAACAGACUCCGACACGCCAGCCCAAAGACAACCGGCUGGGAGAGUAUAGUCUGCUACCAUGGUGAACCAGGUUCCGCGAGGGGACGGUAGUUGGCAGUCAUGUAAGAGCGACUCCAGCGGGGCCAGCAACAGCGGCGGGGAGAGCUCCAAGGAGAGCUCACGAUGUUCUACGCCGGUGCUGGACGCAGACCGAUCAGACAGGCUGCGGGACAAGAUGCGCAGGAGGACGGAGUCCGGAGACCGCUGGUUCUCGCUGGAAUUCUUUCCUCCCCGCACAGCCAGUGGAGCUGUCAACCUCAUCUCAAGAUUUGACCGUAUGGGCAGCGGAGGGCCACUGUUCAUCGACAUUACCUGGCACCCAGCAGGGGACCCGGGCUCCGACAAAGAAACCUCAUCUAUGAUGAUUGCCAGCACAGCUGUUAACUAUUGUGGCCUGGAAAGCAUCCUCCACCUGACCUGCUGCAACCAGACCAAUGUGAAGAUUACUGGCCACCUGACCAAAGCAAAGCACCUGGGCCUCAAGAACAUCAUGGCACUAAGGGGAGACCCAGUGGGAACAGACUGGGAGGAAGAGGAGGGAGGCUUCAACUACGCCAUCGACCUUGUUAAACAUAUCCGAUCAGAGUUUGAUGAUUACUUUGACGUCUGUGUUGCCGGUUACCCUACAGGCCACCCUGAAGCAGAGAGCUAUGAGGAGGAUCUCAGACGCCUAAAGGAGAAGGUGGAUGCUGGAGCAGACUUUGUCAUCACCCAACUGUUCUUCAGGGCGGACACGUUCCUCAAGUUCCUGGAUGACUGCAGGGCGAUUGGUAUCACAUGUCCCAUCCUACCUGGAAUCUUCCCCAUUCAGGGUUACCAGUCUCUGCGUCAGCUUGUUAAGCUGUCGAAGCUGGAGGUACCAGAGGAGAUUACCAGUGUCAUCGAGCCCAUCAAAGACAAUGAUGCUGCUAUCCGUAACUAUGGAAUCCAACAGGCGGUGGAGAUGUGCCGUGUACUGCUGGACAGUGGCAUGGUACCAGGCCUCCACUUCUACACACUGAAUCGAGAGGUUGCAACCAUGGAGGUGCUCAGACAGCUGGGCCUGUGGAUAGAGGACCCCAGGCGUCCUCUUCCCUGGGCUGUGAGUGCCCAUCCCAAACGGAAAGUAGAAGAUGUUCGACCCAUCUUCUGGGCAUCCCGUCCCAAGAGCUACAUCUACAGAACCCAGGACUGGGACGACUUCCCCAACGGCAGAUGGGGACACUCCUCAUCUCCAGCUUUUGGAGAGUUAAACGACUACUACCUGUUCUACUUGAAGAGCAAGUCAUCCAAAGAUGCACUGCUGCAGAUGUGGGGUGAGGAGCUGAUGAAUGAAGAUAGCGUCUAUCAGGUCUUCACCUGCUACAUCACAGGCAAACCAAACCACAAAGGACACAAGGUGAUUUGUUUGCCAUGGAAUGAUGAGCCUCUGGCCCCAGAGACCAACCUGCUGAAGGAUGAAUUGGAGAAGGUGAACAGACGAGGGGUCCUCACCAUCAACUCACAGCCCAACAUCAAUGGCAAACCCUCCACAGACCCUGUAGUGGGCUGGGGACCUGCAGGAGGCUAUGUCUUCCAGAAGGCCUAUCUGGAGUUCUUCACCUCCAGUGAAAAUGUCAACGCUCUCCUCAAAGUACUGAAGAAGUAUGAACCUCGGGUCAACUACCACAUUGUUAAUGUGCAUGGCCGUAACCUGACCAAUGCCCCUGACAUGCAGCCAAACGCUGUGACAUGGGGGAUCUUUCCUGGCAGGGAGAUUGUUCAGCCUACUGUAGUGGACCCAGACAGCUUUAUGUACUGGAAGGAUGAGGCCUUUGCCUUGUGGAUUGAACAGUGGGCCAAGCUCUAUGAAGACGAGUCUCCUUCACGGAUGAUCAUCAAGUACAUCCAUGACAACUACUUCCUGGUCAAUCUGGUGGACAAUGACUUUCCUCUGGAGAACUGUCUGUGGCAAGUCAUCAAUGAUAUGUUUGAGCUGCUCGACGCCCCUCCAGAGCCACUCAAUGAUGGAACAGUCUCAGAAUAAAAUCCACCUUUUUUAUGGACAGAAAGAACACUAUGGAACUGAUAUUUGAUCUUUUAUGCAUUGUCAAAAAAAUUGCUACUUACACUACAGAGCAUAUCAUACAGUAAAAAUGUAUGUCAGUGUUUUUAAGAGUUUUUGUUAGUGUUUUUUAAGCAUACUGUCACAGCUCAGCGAAAUACAAAAGACUGAAUAUUUUUUAUCUCCAUGAUGAGUAGCCUUGUCCUCUGCAGCAUUCCUAGCUGAUUAACAACACUUGUGCUCAUACAGUUUGGGCUUAACCCUGUCACCUUUUAAUUUAAGAGACUCCUUAAGGACAGAUCUAACUGAAAAACAAGAAAAAAAACCCUCAUACAAUGGUUUGUUAACUUGUAACAUAUUUUUUAAAGUGCUUGUCAGUAAAUGUUAUUUUCAUGGAAGACAAUCAAAUUAGACUUUGAAAUGAUUAUAAAUGACAUGUACUGUAUAGAGAUGAAAUCAAGAUAGAGAUAUGAGAUGUUGUGUAUGAGUGGAACUCUAAUUUGAUGCCAUGAUGAUGCCCUGUCAGCAGUUCUCACCCUUUGCUGUGUUAAGGACCGGUCAAUUGAUCCACAUUGGUCUUGGUAAGAUUCCCCUCAUGGACCUCCAUCUGAAAAGAUUUUGGUUGUUAGAUAUGAUUAAGACCAAAAUUCUAAAGUUAUCAACUACAGUUGAGUGGAGGAAUUGAAACCUGUUAUCAGUAUAGUCAACCAUCUCACUGUCUCUCACAUUGGGCUCUCUUCUGUAGUGAAUUAAAUGGUGAAAAUAAACUAUUCCCCAUUUUUCUGGGGGCCCUCUG
Molecule: messenger RNA, 3195 nt
Organism: Epinephelus moara (kelp grouper)
Lineage: Eukaryota; Metazoa; Chordata; Actinopteri; Perciformes; Serranidae
Gene: mthfr
Product: methylenetetrahydrofolate reductase (NAD(P)H)
Exons: 12
Coding region: 396-2381 (661 amino acids)
Biological process (GO): tetrahydrofolate interconversion
Cellular component (GO): cytosol
Molecular function (GO): methylenetetrahydrofolate reductase [NAD(P)H] activity; FAD binding
Source: RefSeq, a predicted model, not a curated record